AUGUCCUCAAGCUCGCGCCCUACGCAAGCAGCUGACUCGCCGGCUAAGAUGCCAUAUCCUCCACGCAGGCUUGACGCUCAACAGAGAUACGAUGAUGUUGCCCGCUCCGAGGAAAACUAUAAGCGGGUUCUCGAUUUCGAGCUGCAGUGGGCGGAUAGCCUUGUUCGCACAACGGAAAGCAUCUAUCCGCCCGAUAACGAUACAGCGGGGGGAGCACGUAGCCACAGAGAUGGGAUGCUUCGUGCGCAACAAAGGCACGCUGAAUCGCGCCAAGAACGAAUGAACAAGAGUAGAGGUAAAUUGGAGCUUCAGAAAAGAUUCAAUGAGGAGGCAACUUUGAUGAGUUGGGUCGAAACAGAGAGCGGGUCUGAUGCAGUUAACAUUCCAGAAGCAGUCGCUGAAGAAAUCGCUCGUCACAAUUUUAACACUGCAGUGUGGGAUCAGAACCUCGCCGGAGCAACUUUUUAUCCACCUGAGAGUGCAAAUGAGGCCGCAAUGGCCAAUAGAAGGUUGGUAGCCAUUGCGGAUGCAAGAGAGGCCGCAAGGGUCAGUGGAAGGGAUUCCAUAAAGAUCAGAUCGACUGCUCACUACAGAGCAGGACCAGGUGGCGGCUUAGGGACAGGUACGCCCCACAUAGUGAGUUAUAAUCGGAGAGACCCAGCGGAGGCCAGGGUAUUAAGUCCAGAAGAGGCCACAAUAAUAUAUGAAAGACAGGCCGCAGUGGGCCAGGCAAGACAGGCGGCGAUCAGAGAGGCAAGAGAGUCACCAAGGACACAUCCAAGAUGGGCCGUAGAGAUGACUCCGCGAGAGACCAGCUAUACAGAUCCAAGAGGACUUCAACGGGUCGCAAGCACGAAUCCGAAUUGGGCAACAAGGCCCGAUCCAAGACAGCUCACAUAUGACAAUCAAGAAGUCCCAAGCAUAGAUCCAAGAGGGGCCACGAUUACUGCUCCUCAGGCACUAUGGAGUACGAAUCCCAGGAAGGCAUCGAGCACCAAUGUCAAGAGGGCCAAGAAAGGAGGAUGCUUUAGCACGUGCCUUGGCGAACCGGCAACAAAACCAUGA
This is a messenger RNA of Endocarpon pusillum Z07020, 1065 nucleotides long. RefSeq lists its product as uncharacterized. The transcript is spliced from 3 exons. Bases 1 to 1065 code for a protein of 354 amino acids. The record is from RefSeq and is a predicted model, not a curated record. NCBI's taxonomy places the organism in Eukaryota, Fungi, Ascomycota, Eurotiomycetes, Verrucariales, Verrucariaceae.